AUGUCUGAUUCAAACCAUUCUGAUCAUUCGGAUUAUGGAUAUACUCCUUCUCUCGCCCCGGCAGUGGCUUUUAUAGUCUUGUUCUCUGUAUCUGCCAUCGUACACUCCAUUCAAGCGUUCCGUAGUAGAUAUUGGAUUGUCUAUCCGACAUUGGUAUUAGGAGCUUUGGUAGAGAUCCUCGGUUGGUCAGCAAGGUUAUGGAGUCAUGAGAACGUUUUACUCUUGACACCUUUUUUGAUGCAGAUUUCUACUCUCAUCAUCGCCCCAGUUUUCUUCUCAGCCUUCGAUUAUACCCUUCUCGGAGUAGCUAUCUCCCGAUUAGGUCCACAAUAUUCUAUCCUUCGACCCACUUGGUACUUAGCCAUUUUCCUAGUAGCCGAUACAAUAUCCCUCGUUAUCCAAGCUGUCGGAGGUGGUAAAGCAUCCGCAGCCGCUGCAAAAGGUAUCCCAACAGCUUCAGCCACUGAUACCAUGGUAGCGGGUAUCAUCAUCCAAAUGAUCGCCAUGGCCGUUUUUGUAGGAUUAGCAUUUGAUUUCAUUUGGAGAGCGAGUUUGAAGAAACCUUAUGCUUUUCAAGAAAGAAGAUUGGAGAAAAUCAUCGCUAAAAGUGUUUCUGAUAGAGGUGUUGGGAGUGUCGAAAAAGUUGGAAGAGAUGGGAGAAUUGGGCAAGGUGAAGAAAGUUUGAGGAAUUGGUGGAUCUUAAUGGCUGGAGUGGCUAUUAGUAGUGUUAUGAUUUUACUUCGAGGUGAUCACAUAGCUUAUUACACAGGUAUUUACCGUUCGAUCGAAUUAAAACAAGGAUGGUCAGGUCAUUUAAUGACGACUGAAAUAUUCUCAAUUUGUCUCGAUGCCAUCCCUAUGGUCAUAGCAGUCGCCGUUUUCAACUUUAUAAACCCCGUUUUCCUCUUACCCCGUCGACCGGUUUGGAAAGGGUAUCAUUAG
This is a messenger RNA of Tremella mesenterica DSM 1558, 942 nucleotides long. RefSeq lists its product as uncharacterized. The coding region runs from base 1 to 942 and encodes 313 amino acids. The record is from RefSeq and is a predicted model, not a curated record. Gene Ontology annotation, cellular component: plasma membrane; fungal-type vacuole. The transcript is spliced from 5 exons. Lineage: Eukaryota; Fungi; Basidiomycota; Tremellomycetes; Tremellales; Tremellaceae.